Messenger RNA from Pipistrellus kuhlii (Kuhl's pipistrelle), 3777 nucleotides. It is a transcript of the gene ABHD15, whose product is annotated as abhydrolase domain containing 15. The transcript has 2 exons. Gene Ontology annotation, molecular function: monoacylglycerol lipase activity; short-chain carboxylesterase activity. Bases 190 to 1602 code for a protein of 470 amino acids. The record is from RefSeq and is a predicted model, not a curated record. NCBI's taxonomy places the organism in Eukaryota, Metazoa, Chordata, Mammalia, Chiroptera, Vespertilionidae.
GGGAGCCGGGCCCGAACUGGCUGCCUCUCCGGGGCCGCGGCCAAUCCGGAGCGCGCCCCCCCGCGCGGGAGGGCCCUGGGCGCCGCCGCCGCCGCCGGGCGGAGCCGCGGGCAGAGCGGGGAGCCACAGAGGGGACAGCCCGGUCGCCCGCCGCCGCCGCCGCCGCCCGCGGGGCCUCUCCCCCUCGCCAUGCCGCCGUGGGGCGCCGCCCUCGCCCUGCUCCUGGCCGCGAUCGCCCUGCUCGGCCUGCUGGCCCGCCGGCUGCUGCGGCGCCUAGGGAGGCGCGCCGUCGGAGCCGGGACCCCGCCGGGGACCGGGGUCCGGGACGCCGAGGAGGAGGAGGCGGACGGCGGAGGCCCCGCGGACCGGUUCGGCCCCGGGCGCGAGGCGCUGCCCGGCGGCUGCCGGCUCCUCUGCAAGCCGUCGGCGCUGGCGCAGUGCCUGCUGCGCGCCCUGCGGCGCUCGGCGGCGCUGGAGCCGGGCCCGCGCUCCUGGCUCUCGGGGCCCCACCUGCAGACCCUCCGCCACUUCGUGCUGCCCGCCGGGCCGGGCCCCGAGCUGGCCCGCGAGUACCUGCAGCUGGCGGACAACGGGCUGGUGGCCCUGGACUGGGUGGUGGGACCGUGCGCGCGGGGCCGUCGGGUCACCCACGCGGGGGGCCUCCCCGCGGUGCUGCUGGUGAUCCCCAACGCGUGGGGGCGCCUCACGCGCAACGUGCUGGGCCUCUGCCGGCUCGCCCUGGAGCGCGGCUACUACCCCGUCAUCUUCCACCGCCGCGGCCACCACGGCUGCCCGCUGGCCAGCCCUCGGCUGCAGCCUUUCGGGGACCCUUCCGACCUCAAGGAGGCGGUCACCUACAUCCGCUUCCGACACCCCGCGGCGCCGCUGUUCGCGGUGAGCGAGGGCUCGGGCUCGGCGCUGCUGCUGUCCUACCUGGGCGAGUGCGGCUCCUCCAGCUACGUGACCGGGGCCGCCUGCAUCUCCCCGGUGCUGCGCUGCCGCGAGUGGUUUGAGGCCGGCCUGCCCUGGCCCUACGAGCGGGGCUUCCUGCUCCACCAGAAGAUCGCCCUCAGCAGGUACAUCACGGCCCUGGAGGACACAGUGGACACCCACAAGCUGUUCAAGAGCCGCUCCCUGCGAGAGUUUGAGGAGACCCUCUUCUGCCACACCAAGAGCUUCCCCAUCAGCUGGGACGCCUACUGGGACCACAACGACCCCCUCCGGGACGUGGACGAGGCGGCCGUACCGGUGCUGUGUAUCCUCAGCGCCGACGACCCCGUGUGUGGGCCCCUAGACCACUUCCUGCCCACCGAACUCUUCCGCAGCAACCCCUACUUCUUCCUCCUGCUCAGCCGCCACGGCGGCCACUGCGGCUUCCUGCGCCAGGACUCCCUGCCCGCGUGGAGCCACGAGGUCAUCCUGGAGUCCUUCCGGGCCUUGACGGACUUCUUCCGAACAGAAGAGAGGAUGAAAGGGCUGAGCAAGCACCGGGGCUCGUUCCUCGGCGGCCGGCGUCGCUGGGGAACCCUGCAGAAGCGGGAGGCCUCUUCCUCUUCCAGCCUGGAUGAGAUCUUCAGCUGGAAGCGAUCGUACACCAGGUGAGACCCGGUGGCAGAACACGCCAUCCUGCGCGGGGAGCAGAGGGCUGAGUGGGGCCAGCAGCUGCAGCAAUUUGCCACUGAUUCAGCCCUUCCUUCUCUCCCGGUCUGUGGAGAGAGAGAAGCUCGCAGCUAGCUGCUACUUACUUGACCCUGAGCACAGCUCCUGCCCAGGCUCUGCUCAGCACGUUCCCGCUCAUCCCGGUCAGCAACUGGACGUUCCUGGUCAUUGUCUCUUGUCACCGACCACGAAAGCCAAACACUAGCACCUUUUAAACCCACAGAUUCAGAGGAAAACGCUCUCCCGCCAGCAAUGACUGCAAGGAGAUGAGUUUCUGUGUCGUUGGGCAGCUCUGUCCCACAUGAAUAAUCAGCUUUGUGACCCUGAUGCUCACGCUGAAGCCACUUCUGUAGCGAGGACAGGAAGUCUGAGUCUCGGUCCCACUUCCCUCAUUUCAUUCUGUGGUUGUGGCACCCUGCUCACUUCAUGCAGGUUGUGGAUGAGGCCUUGAAGAGCCGCUGAGAAAGGUGGCAGAGGCCCCGAGUGCAGUGCUGAGCCGGGGUCAGGAAGAGCCACAAGGGAGAGACUGUGAAUGCCAGUCUGGAAUACUGAGGCCCGUCUCCUGCAAGUUUCCAUGGGGAAUGGAGCUGAUCUGAGGCUUCAGCCUAGGACCUCAAGGCCCACUGGACAGACCCCAAGGAUGAUUUUAGGAACAGGAAGUCCUCGAACACAGUCUACUAGACCAUGGCUCAAGAAGCCAGACUCUCAGGCACGUUAGCUGCUCCCUCCGGUACCAUUUCUGGGGAUUGUCACUCCAGAGAGCUCUGGCCAGAGCUGCUUUUCUCUUGGGACGUGGGCUUUCUCUAAGUGGUGAAAAGUAUAAACCUCAAAUCUUAGGUGUUGUCUGGUUAGCCGCCCUCUUUACUAUCAGCCUCUACAUCUCCAGAACCUGAAGAAACGUCUGGGACCAGGGAAAACAAAAAGUUCCAAGAUGUUGGCUAGAACUGAAUCAGUAAUUUAUAAAUAUUUCACACUACCAUGCUUUUUCUGCUCAAUUAUUCCAAAGGCCAUUCAUGUAGAUGCAGAGGAAGCUGAGUGGGGUGUUUGUUGUAUGAGGAAUAAUGCUGAAGACCAGUGGUGUGACGUAAGGUAUUGUACACAGUGACCCACGUGUCCCGCUUUGGGUUGUUAGACCCUUAAACAAUACAGCAGGACAUCUGAUUCCAUGUGCUGCUAAGAGCUUUGUCCUGAAGUUUUAUUUAACUUCGUCAUUGAGAAAGCGGGCAUCUGUUUUGACUGGAAGCUUCAUCUUUGCCUCAUAAACAGCAAAGCAAGUUUAAAGAGAAGAGAUAUUUAUUGAAGCCAUGUCCUAAGACAAUGACUUCUGGGGCCAUGAUUUCAGGUUUGAAUAAUAUUUUCUUAAUAUAUUUUAUUGAUUUUUUUUUUUUUACAGAGAGGAAGGGAGAGGGAUAGAGUUAGAAACAUUGAUGAGAGAGAAAUAUCAAUCAGCUGCCUCCUGCACCCCCCCACUGGGAAUGUGCCCACAGCCAAGGUACAUGCCCUUGACCGUAAUUGAACCUGGGAUCCUUGAGACUGCAGGCCGAUGCUCUAUCCACUGAGCCAAACCGGUCAGGGCAGGUUUGGAUAAUCUUAAGCCUUAUUCUUCUAGAUCAAAUAAGAAACUCUGAACUAUCCAAGAAUCUAAACAACAUUCAAUUGUCUAAGGCACAUUCUCCUGUCAUGAAAAAAAAAAAAUGCCCUCCCUCCUUUCCCAUGUCUUGCUCCUCUGCACACUCAUCUAAAGUCUUUCACUGUUUCUGAGCAGGAGGAAUAACAAGGAACUGAUAUCUAAAGAGGCCGUUCACCGCUGAUUAACAACCUUGUGAGGCUGGGUGCAGGAGAACGGCUGACAUCAGCCCCCUCACCCCCAACAUCGGGUACAAUUGGAAUUUCAGUUAAUUAGGGGCCCACAGUCCCAUAUGAAGUCACUCCAAACUGACUGCAAAAUGGGAAGCAGCCCAUUGGUUUGAAACAGCCCUGUUUCUGGCUUAAAUGGCCUCCAAGGUCUAAAUCUGUAUUGCCAGGUACCCCAGAACUCUGGUUCUUUAAGAUAAUAAUAGCCUUUUGAGAAGUCAUGGUAUUUCCCUUUCCUUUUAUAGGAAAGUCUGCAGGGAGAAA